AUGCGUGGUUAUGCCAGACCUAAAGGUGUUAAGUACCCUGCUGACUGGUUGGAGCGGAACAACGAUUACUUGGCGAACGGAUGUUACCGCCAAGUCGACGUAACAAGACUGCCGCGGGAGGUAGGUGAUGUACCGGCGAGGACGCACAGGCGCCAUAGAGAUGCUUCGGAUUCGCAGGCGGGCUUUCGACCCCUGAUGACAUCAACAAGACACCACCCACCCAUCUCAAGUAGAGAACUCAAGACCCCAAGAUCACGGCAUGUCACUUCCUCCAGGAGGUCGUCAUCUUCGGAGCGAAGGCCACGAGAAGUCUACGAAAAGAAAUACGUCCACUUCUCUGCUCCCGCUGAGCCCCAGCGAAAACCUCGUCGGCCUCCUAAGCAUCCUCAAACCACGACGACGCAAGCAGGACCGGAGAAGACCCUGUCUCCUGACCUUGCUCAUGGGUCGUCGAAAGAAGCCAGCGGUCCGGCAGCUACCCACACGUCGGCCCUGGAAUAUAAACUACUCGUCCAGACGUUCUGGCCUAAGUAUACCAAUCGAGGAUUUGGUUCUAACUAAAAAUUCCAACAGGCUAGUAAAAUCCCUAGAUUAUGUAAAAUAUGUCAUCCACAGCUACUUAUGAAGUUUAUAUAGACGUCGUCGUAGACACAUGAACAUAUCUUUCAGAAGUGAAGACAAGGCACCGCUCAGGGGCAAGAAG
Messenger RNA from Truncatella angustata, 703 nucleotides. RefSeq lists its product as uncharacterized. The coding region runs from base 1 to 561 and encodes 186 amino acids. Lineage: Eukaryota; Fungi; Ascomycota; Sordariomycetes; Amphisphaeriales; Sporocadaceae. The record is from RefSeq and is a predicted model, not a curated record. The transcript is spliced from 3 exons.